AUGCGGAAAUAGUUAAGUUAUCUACACUUGACCGUUUCAGACAGUAAACAAAAUGAACAAUCUUUAGAAAGUCGUACAUAGAUCUAGACCUAUCUAUACUGUGAUACAUAAAGGUAAUCUGGAACGGAUUUACACUGGGCUCACGUGGCAAUGAACUGAUGGUACAACUAACUCCCAGCUCUGAGACUCUUUUGAUGAGUCUUUGUCUUCUUGAACAAGAGGAAUAACUUAUACUUCUGACACCAUUGUAACAGGUCAUGUCGUGGACUUCUACUUCCGCUUUGUGUUUGCUUUGUGCUUAUUCCACAUUAUGGAUUACAUGCUACGGGUCCUUCAUGGUACUGACCCCCAAAUCUGUGUACCCGGGAAUACCUUUAGGUGUGUCAGUGACGGCACAUAAAGUGGUGACGGCUCCUGUCUCUGUGGCUCUCUCACUUGAAACUGUACAACAUGAGAGGUCCAUUGGCAACGCUGAGACUAUUCUUUUACCAGGUGAAACAAAGUUACUCACUAUCCAGGUUCCACUGUUAAAUUAUACCUCCCCUUUCCUGCAACUCAAAGUGUCAGCGACAGGAGGUUUCAGAGAUUCCCAAACCAAGAUGAUAUCAAUUAAUCAGAACACUUCCCUCAUACUGGUGCAGACAGACAAAGCAAUCUACAAGCCUGGACAGAAAGUUCGCAUUCGAGUCGUGAAUGUUGACCGAUAUUUAAAACCAGUGUUUAAUCCUCUGACUGUCAUUAUUGAGAAUGCUAAAAAUGACAAAUUAGAAGAAUACAAAGAUGUUAACUCUAAAAAUGGUGUUGUCGAGCGUAUCUUUCAACUGUCAGACUACCCAUCUCUGGGGACAUGGAAGAUACACGUCAACAGUGGUGGUAUUAGACUGUACACCUCCACAUUUAUGGUAGAAGAGUUUGUUCUGCCCAAGUUCUCUGUGGAUGUGAAAACUAGCCCUGGCUUCCUGGUUCUGUCAGAUCAGACCAAAGUCCUGACAAUCACAGUUACUGCCAAUUACACUUAUGGCAAAGGUGUCCAAGGUCAGUGUGAACUUACAGUACAUUACACAGCAUCUAGUCAAGAAAUAUACCACAAAGAACUCAAUUCAGACGGUGUGGCUGUCUUUGAUCACUUGGAUUGGAAGAAGCUCUCACGCAGUGUGGACAAUAUCACUGUGCAGGCUGCAGUGACAGAUGAAACAGGACGUAAGGAGCAGGGGGAGACAACAUUGGCUGUCUAUGCUGAUCCCAAGAGAGUUCGAAUUUUAGACACCUCUACUACAAUACUCAGACAUGGAUUACCUGCCCAUAUUUAUAUCGAGGUUUCGGAUCACAGUGGUAACCCAGUCUCCCCUGUGACCCUGAUGAUGGAUGUUACCCAUCCUGAGUUGAAGGGCUUUACAGAAGUGCUGAACGUUCCUGCGGGAGAGACCAUAGUAAAGUACACCUUCAUUGCGAUCAAAUCUCAAGAACAAAGUUAUUACUACAACAGGGGAGAUGGCACUUUGAAGGCCUGGCUGCAGACGAAUGAUAACGUUUUUGAUAGUAAGACAUUUACUGUGUAUAGAACUAAGAGUCCAUUGGCUCUUUCUAUCUUACCAUUGGAAUCUCAGACUAUUAGGGUCGGUGAGUCAGCCAUAAUAAAAGUGAAUACGUCCCUUCCCUCAUAUUUUGACUCUACUUUAGCUUAUCUGGUUAUGAGCCAAGGAAAUAUUGUGAGUGCUGGACAGCUGAAAGACAACUCUUUUGUCAUCACACCCACGUUAGAGUUUUGCCCCUUGAGUAGGCUACUUGUAUACAUGAUUGCCGGUUCUGAAUCGGAGAAUGGAGAAGUUGUGCUGGAUGCAGUGGAUCUCACACUGACUGGCUGUUUCACCAAAGAGGUGAAAGUUGAGUUUGAGGCAUCAGAGACAAGAACUGGCACUGAGGUGGAGAUGAAGGUGGAUGUCUCCCGACUAGAUGGCUCCAAUGAAAUGCCAGGCCAGCAUGACGUCUUCUACCUGGCCGUAGAUCAGAGCAUCGUGCUGUUGCAGGGAAGCACUGACCUAAACACGGAUAAGGUUGUGUCUGGCCUGUCCAGUUUUGACAAGGUGGAUGAAUCAGUGACCUUGUCCUCAGCGGCAGCUUAUUUUGAGCGCCACAAAUUGUUUUAUCUGACUGAUGCUAGUGUGUGGAGCAGAAACCAGCUCUUUGAAAAAGAAUUAAUGAUUAAUCGUGGCCCAAUGUUGAAAAAAACUUCUGCAACAGAAUUACUACCUGAUUUUGAUACGGAAGUAGACGGGAAAGUUCCAGAAGCAGCAUAUCAGACGUCAGCAAGAAUUCGCAAAGAUUUUCCAGACACUUGGCUCUGGGGACAGGCUGUGACAGAUGUUAAUGGUCAUUUAAGAAGCAAGGUAGUGCUGCCAGACACUAUCACUUCCUGGAUAGUUUCAGCUUUUGCUGUCAACAGUGAAGGCCUAGCAGUAGCCAAGGAACCGUUUAAGUUGACAGCCUUCCAGUUGUUUUUCUUAAGCAUGAACUUACCCUAUUCCAUCAAGAGGGGAGAAGUUUUUGUGCUGAGAGUAACUGUGUUUAAUUAUAGAAGUCAGCAUGUGCAGGCAGUUGUUUCCCUUGCUCAUAGUGACCAAUUUAUGGUGGUUGAUGAGACUGAGAGUGAAGGCUGGUACAGCAAGUCCCUGUCAUUGGAAGCGUACAGAGCCUCCAGUGUUUCCUACAGAAUCAAUGCCACGACUCUUGGCCAGAUUACUUUGCAUGUCACAGCCACUGACCCAGCAGACGGCCAAAAGGAUGAAGUCAAGAGAGAGUUGCUUGUUAAGCCUGAGGGAGUUGAAAGGUCAAGGGCCAUUACUAAAGUCAUGAUCUUGAAUUCUGGGAAGAGCUUGAGUGAAACUUUUAAUAUCAAGUGGCCUCAGGAGAAAAUUGUUCCAGACUCACAGAGAGUUGAGAUCAAAGUAACUGGGGAAGUGUUUGGCCAGGCUCUAUCUGGCCUGGAGAAUCUGGUCAGCAUCCCCUUUGGGUGUGGUGAACAGAACAUGAUUUCGACUGUGCCAAAUAUUUUUGGCCUGAAGUACAUUCGAGGCACAUCCCAAGGUGGAAUGGAAGACUUGGCUGCUAAACUGACCAACAAUAUGAAGCUAGGCUACCAGCGUCAAGUUGAGAAUUACAGACAUGAAGAUGGUUCCUACAGUGCAUGGGGAGAUAAAUUUGGAAAUGCAGAAUCUGGUAGUACUUGGUUGACAGCAUUUGUUAUACGAAGCUUUGCUCAAGCCUCUAAAUUUAUUUCAGUAGACAACAAUGUCCUGGAAACUGGUAUUGAGUUCCUUAAAUCCUGCCAGGACAGAACAGGAAAAUUCAUAGAAAGAGGACAGGUUUUUCAUUCAGAUAUGCAGUCAGGUACUGGCUCUGGUGAUGGGCUGACUGUCUAUGUAUUGAUCAGUAUGUUGGAGGCAUCUCAAGCCUUAGGGGAGACCGGCUCUCUCUCUUUUAAAAAUCAGAUUGAUCUAGCUCUGAACUACAUUAGAAGAAAUCAAGACCCAGAAAAACUUAAACAGGAGAAGCAAAUAUAUUUAGCCGCCAUUACUGCCUACAGUCUGUCCCUGGUCAGCAACAAGGAUAAGGACAUUCUACAACUUAUUGAGCAACUACUAGUGGUCAUCAAAGAACUACAGGUGCCAUGGUCCAAAGUGGACGCUCAAGAUAUUAAAACUCUUCAAAGUAAACAGGCCGCAGGUGACGUGGGCCCCCCAUAUAUAGUCAAAGCUCAAGCCACCAGAGAUUUAGAGAUUGGGGCCUACGUCCUGCUGACCCUCACACGUAUAGAGAAUUUAGCUGAAGGUCUAGAACUGAUGAAGUGGCUACAGUCUCAACAAAAUAGCAAAGGUGGAUUCUAUAGUACACAGGAUACAAUCAUGGUUUUACAAGCUCUGUCAGAAUUCGGGUCCAAAUUUAGACCAGGAGAAGUAUCCUCUCAGCUUCAAGUGACACAUCCUGUUAAUUUGGCCUUUACAUUGUCAGGCUCAAGAGCGUUACUGCUACAGACUGCGACGCUUCCAUGGGAUACAACAAAAGUCAAUGUGACACUGACUGGUGGGACCAACUCUUUGGCUGUAGUCAAAGUGGUGUAUACUUACUAUACCUUCGCUGGAGAUGAUGACCAGGUCCCAACAGAGACCUUGCUGUUUUUGGAGACCAAGUCCAUAAGACUGGGCAAUGGCAUGCAUAAGGUGGAGGCUUGUGUUAAAAGUUCCAAGUCUCUGAAGUACAAAGGAAUGUUUGUGACUACCAUGGCACUGCCAUCUGGAGAGAAGCCAGCAGAUGACCAGUCCACAAUACUGGCUAGCAACCCCAUGGCAUCUAGAGUUGAGGCUGAUGAAAAAUUUAUUCAUUUUUACAUUGAUAAGGCUCCUUCCAAUGAAGGUUAUUGUUUGACUGCCAACGUGGAGCCCCAUUUAGAGUUUGAAGUUCAGAAACCUGGCUUUGCUCAAUUUUAUACUUACUAUGAUCCAGACAAUGUUGCGGAGGUGCCUCUUUCACUGACAUGUCACAAUUGUGACACAGACACGGCUGUAAUGGUGAACAUGGCCAGCGUCCUGCUGACUACUGUUGUUUGUUUGCUGGCCAGCUUGUUGGCCUGCAUGUAAAUAAUUUUUUUUUUUAAUGUUGCUAAGGAGCGUUUUUUUUUUCCUAAAGGUGGCAUCAAUCAGUGCAAAUACGAAUGUUCAUAAUUUGUCAUAGCUUUAAUAAACUACAGCUUCUUUCCUCUUUAACAAAAAAAGUUGUUUUUUUUUUAUUUUUAUAUUGAAACACAUUUUUAUAUUGUGUUGGACAAUUCUGAGCAGCCAAAAUGUGUAUUUUUUUAAUGAAAUGUUAGCAAUGACUUAAAUUUGUUCAAGUGCUGUGCUAUCAUGAACUGUGUUAUGAAUUGCUGUUAUUGCAAUAUUUUUUUGUUAUCUAUUUUGUCAAGUUUUUAUUUGCUUACACUGUGAUGUGAAUUCUUUGACUUGUUGUUAUGUAAUGUCAAGUAUAAUUGGAUUGUUGUUUUCAUUCAGCAAGAGUUCUUGUUCUUGUUGUUGAAAAAAAAAAGUGUUUUGUUUUGUUGAAUUUUAUAUUUUUUAUAAUGGGCUGAACUUUUUGAAGUUGCACUUUUUAUAUUCUAGAAAUAGUAUUUUUUCCAUAACCUGAUUUGUUUAUCUCUUUAUAAAAAACAUUGCUAGAAACAGGUUGAUGAGCUUACAGCUGAAUUGUAUAUAGUCCUAGCAACAUGUGAGCAGCCUAGGAAAAAACAAUGCAACCUUUGACAGUUUUAUGGCAGACACCUAUAGAGUAGCUGCACUUUUUACUUUUAACAUUUUUAUAUAUUUAUAAAAGAAAUUCUAUUUCUUUCUAUGUACAUGUUGCUCAGGACUUGUGUGAAUUUUGUUUUUUUCUUUCUUUUGUUUAUCAUUUUGAAUUAGCCUGUUGAUUUUUUGUCCUCACAGUUGGGGAAAUAUUGAAAACACUUUUCUUUAACUCCAAACUCUUUUCUGACCAUGUUUUUUUUUUAUUUGAUUGAAUUAUUUAUAAAGCAAAUUAUAUUCUUUUAAUGAGAUCCUUCUAUAUAUAUCAUUGUGUUGUAGACAGUUUUAGUAUCUGGUGUAAAAAUACAAUGUUGCACAGGAAGUAAACACUGACUCCAGAUUUUUAAUUUACCAGUACCAGAAUUGUGAAUAACUUGUUAGCAUUAUCUCAAGACUUGAAGCUUAAGUUUUUACAUAGAUUUGUAAGGAAAGAAAUAAGGGAUUAAAAUUGUAUCAAAACAGCUAAAAAAGAGUUUGUCCCCUGUGCAGAAAGAUGAUGGCUGGUGCAACUUAAGAACUGGGGUGUUGAGAAUGUUGUCCUUAAAACUCCCCUGCAGAAAGAUGAUGGUUGGUGCAACUUAAGAACUGGGGUGUUGAGAAUCUUGUCCUUAGAACUCCCCUGCUGAAAGAUGAUGGUUGGUGCAACUUAAGAACUGGAGUGUUGAGAAUCUUGUCCUUAGAACUCCCCUGCAGAAAGAUGAUGGUUGGUGCAACUUAAGAACUGGAGUGUUGAGAAUGUUGUACUUAGAACUCCCUUAGUAUUUAAAGUUUAAAAAAAUAUACAAAUUUGAUUUCACCCAAAGAAAUAAAUUGUACUGUAAACAAACAAGUAAAACAAAAAUUA
This is a messenger RNA of Biomphalaria glabrata, 6174 nucleotides long. RefSeq names its product CD109 antigen-like. Lineage: Eukaryota; Metazoa; Mollusca; Gastropoda; Planorbidae. Gene Ontology annotation, molecular function: endopeptidase inhibitor activity. The coding region runs from base 258 to 4634 and encodes 1458 amino acids. The transcript has 36 exons. The record is from RefSeq and is a predicted model, not a curated record. Gene Ontology annotation, cellular component: extracellular region.